This is a messenger RNA of Amphiprion ocellaris (clown anemonefish), 5279 nucleotides long. RefSeq names its product zinc finger protein 585A-like. Bases 575 to 3631 code for a protein of 1018 amino acids. Gene Ontology annotation, cellular component: nucleus. Gene Ontology annotation, molecular function: RNA polymerase II transcription regulatory region sequence-specific DNA binding; DNA-binding transcription factor activity, RNA polymerase II-specific. The transcript has 3 exons. The record is from RefSeq and is a predicted model, not a curated record. Gene Ontology annotation, biological process: regulation of transcription by RNA polymerase II. NCBI's taxonomy places the organism in Eukaryota, Metazoa, Chordata, Actinopteri, Pomacentridae.
GCUGCUGCAAUGUCCGGAAGAAGACGAUCAGCAUGGCGGAUGUAUUUUUGUCUUCACGCUCUGCUUCUCAGCCCAGCGUUUCGUUUCAGCGUCUCAGCAGCGGUACUUUCUGACUAAACCCGCGGCGGAUUGCUGCCUGGAGCCGGCGGCCAAGCCUCAGAUCUCCGGCUGUUUCUCCGCAUGUUGUGCCCGGUGAACCCGUUUGGCUGGGGUUCCAGUCUUCACACUCACGUGGGUACACUUGCAGACGUUUUUGCUUCUUUGGACGUGGUGGAGUUUUGGGUGUAGCCAUUUUUAAACACGUGGGUGCAGCAGCGUCUGUAACCAGGCAACCAGAGACAGAACCAUAGGACCGGACAGGACCAGGCACACAGAGACGUCUGAGGUCUGUCUGCUGGACUUCGCAUAGGGUCCUCGCUACAUGGUCUCCUGAUAUGGACCUGACCUGGCAUAUCUCAUCAGUAGCCUGAAAACAGAGCAACGACAGAAACUUCUUAAUUCAGCCAUUUUUACUUGACUUAAAGAAGAACUAAAAUCAGCCUCUGUGAUCACAACGCACAUUCUACAACCAACAAUGGGUGAGGUGACGGUGAAAGUAGAGGAGGUGGUGAUGAAACAGGAGACCUCCUUGGACCCGUUACCAGAACCUCUGCUCAUCAUCAUGUCUCCUCCUCCGGCUUUCCUGCCGGUACCCGGUGAGCCGACGAUGCUUUGGCCUAAAUGGCUCAAAGCUUUUGAACACUACUUGGAGGCACUCGGUGAAAAAGAGCUGGUCGACUCCAGUAAGUGCCUGCUCUUACAGAACUGCCUCGGCCUGGAGGGGCAGCGUAUUUUUACGAUACUGAUCCCGAAUGAAACCACAUAUGCAGCAGCCAUAUCAGCGCUGACGGUUUACUUCAGCGCUGAUCACACCAUUCAGAUGCACCGACUUAAAUUCCACCAAAGGGCUCAGAUGCCUGGAGAGACACUGGAUCAGUUUUUCUCUGUGUUAGGAGAACUGCUGAGGCCGUGCAGCUAUGGAAACUUGCAGGAAAAACUUUUACUGGAUCACCUCAUUGCCAAAACAAAUUACCCACAACUCAGGGAGAGGCUACUGAUGGGUAGGGAAACUUUGACCUUGGCCACAGCUUUAGUUAUCGGUAAAGAGGUGGAAUCCGCUUUCAACGAAUCUCAAAUGUUUGACAUUCACGAGGUCAGCGUGGACAUUGGAGAUGAUUUAGAUCCCCCCAUUCAAAGAAAAGCCAGAAGAGGAAGACCUCGGCGCGGGGAGAAACGAGCAAAAACAAACCCGCAUUCAACUAAACCGCCAACAACAUUGUCUCGACACAAAGAUAACUACUACUACAGAACCAAUAAGCGGUGCUAUAGUGACGGCGAUGAGGAGAAGAGUACUGGCAGGAAUACAGUGGCUUUGGAUAAAGAGGAUGAUGGUGAAAAUGGAGCCUCAUCUUCAUUGCAGAGGACAAAAGAGAAAGGCUGCGACAAAGCUACCGACAGAACCGAUGAUGAGGAGGAAGAUGAUGAAGUCGCUUCUUCGACUCAACAAAAAGGCCCCUACUGUCCCAUCUGUAGCAAUAGACGCUUCAGAGACGCACAUAAGCUGGCCAGACACAUGAGGACACACACAAAGGAGAAACCAUUCACUUGCCCGAUCUGUGCCACAACCUUCAGCCAGUCAUACCACAUGACCCGACACCUGAGGAACCAGCAUGGAGCGGGCCAACAUGUCUGCAGCACCUGUGGCGAAAGUUUAGGGAGCUAUGCGGAGUUGCAGAGUCACAAGAGGACGCACAAGUCGCAAGUUUUGUCGUGUCCGGAUUGUAAUGAGAAAUUCACUAACAACGAUGUGUUUUCUUCUCACAUCAAGUCACACAGUGAGAACCAAUCCAGCCAAACAGAGGCGCAAAGUUCUCAGCAAACUGCUGGAAAUGAAGUGAAAAGUGAAGAUGUUGCUAAUGAUGAUGCAAUCUCUGGUAAUGGUGAUUCUCUGGAAAAAGAAGUUAAUCUUGUGAUGGAAGACAAGAACCCUAGUGAAGCUAAAUCUCAAGUUGGAGACAGAAAGAAGGAAAAAGUCACUUCUAAGACUAAAACAAAAGGCCAUUUUUGUCCCAUCUGUGUCGGCAAGCGCUUCAGGGGGCCAAACAAACUCGCCAGACACAUGAGAACGCACACGAAAGAGAAACCAUUCACCUGCCCAGUUUGCGCAAUGACCUUCAGCCAGUCCUAUCACAUGACCCGACAUGUGAGGAACCAGCACGGCUUCAGCCAGCAUAUCUGCUCCAAAUGUGGGAAAAGCUAUGACAGCUGGCUAGAACUGAAAGCGCACAAGAAGACUCAUGCAAUCGAAGGCCUGACGUGUCUUGCAUGUGAUAAACAGUUCAAAGAGAAGGCUGCACUUGCGAGCCAUCUCAAGUUACAUAAGAAGGUCCAGUCCAGCCCCCGAAACCUCAUCUGCGGUGAUUGCGGCAAAGUAUUUGGCCGACUGUAUCAUCUGAAAAGGCACAUAGUCACCCAUCGAAAAGCAGCAAAUGGUGAGUGUUACACAUGUCCUGACUGUCAGAAGACAUUUGCUUUUCCAGAAGACCUCAACAAACAUUUAGAGAUUCAUGUCAAAGAAAACAACGGGACUUGUCCAAAAUGUAAUGAAACUUUCAGUAGUCCGGAGGAGCUGGAGGCACACAUGGGGGUUCAUCAGAAGUCUUACGCCUGCAGCACCUGUGGGAAGAAGUUUAAGGUUGAGUAUGCACUGAAGAAGCAUGAGCAAGGUCACCAAAAUGAACAAUAUUACUGCUCGCUGUGCCAAAAACGGUUUCUCAAACUCUCUCACUAUAAGAGGCACAUAAUGGUCCACGACAGACGGGAAUCUAGAUGUCCACACUGUGACAGCGUUUUUCUACAGUUAACAGCUUUGAAGUAUCACCUGCGAACGCAUACCGAAGAAAGACCCUACCAGUGCACCUGCUGUAUUGAAACCUUUGAGGAGAAGGAAGAUCUAGAGCAACAUUGCCUCAAACACAGAAAGUUCAAAAAACAGAGGCCCUACUCAUGCACUCGGUGUGAUUACGCUUUCUGCACACUGGUGGAGCUGACAGAACACAUGAGCUCACACGAGGGAGAGCCGCCACUGACCUGUCCCGUUUGCGGCAGGACGUUCCUGAACAAGAACAAACUGGAGAAGCACCUGACCAUCCAUACUGGAGCGAGACCUCACCUCUGCUCUAGCUGCGGCAACGGCUUCCCCUCUGCCGCCAGCCUCAAGUUACACAUCCACAUCCACACUGGAGAGAAACCCUUCCAAUGUUCACAGUGCAACAAGAGUUUCAGGUCAUCCAGCGGGCUGCGCCUGCACAGCAGACAGCACAUGGAGGUGCGGCCCAGCUAUGAGUGUCCUGAGUGCGGCAGGACUUACGGUCGAAUGACGGAGCUAAAGAUGCACCAGCGCUAUCACACAGGAGAUAAACCUUAUGCAUGCACAUGCUGCAGCAAACGCUUCAUUAGCAAAGACAAGCUGAAUGUUCACAUGAGGAUACACACAGGGGAGAGACCUUACUCCUGCCCCCACUGUGGACAGACAUUUACACAGACCGGGGACAGAAACAGACACAUCAGCAAACACCACCAGUCAGUUUAGUGGUAGAGCUGCAGAAAAGCUUUGGUUCUUACUUUUCAAUGAUUGCACCAGUGGUUUUGCAUGUUUGUAGGGGUGUGUAGCAUUAAGAAUCACUUCAGAUUCUGAUGUGUUACAUUGUCUGAGAAAGAAUAGGAAGCCAAAAUGUGUUGAAAGCAUAGCGUAACCUACGCGGCCUUAAUGCAAAUUAUCAUAAAUGAUCAAGUAACAAAAAUUUCAACAUUUAGAUUGUACUUUAAAGGUCCUAUGUUAUGCUCCUUUUCAGCAUAUUAGUCAGAGUCUCAUAUGUCCCCACAAUUUGUUUAUCAACUCAAAAUACAGCAUAGAUGGUUAAUUUUACCAUGACAGUGUAACCUCUAGGUUUAGGGCUGUUAUGAAAGAGCUGUUUUGCUCUGAAAACCAAUGAGAUGCUGCUGGAGUUUUCAGUUAGUGUGAGCCUGAAAACAAUUGGUUAUUUAGGUGUUAGACAGCAAACAGCACCUACUGAUACUACCGAUACUGGCCCUAUAUUUACUUGGUAUCGGAUCGAUACCAAAUCUUGCAGUAUCGCACACCACUAUUGUGAAGUAGGAGUAUGAUGGAAAAACCUAGGAAGGAAACAUUGUGAUGCCCGUGAUACAAAUAAAAAAUAAAAUAAAAAACAUUUACAAUGCUCAGCGAAAGCAUUACAGUCCAACAAAGAAAGCUAUCAAUAGUGAGACAUACUGCCAGCAGGGGGAGACAAACAUUCAGCACUGCAGGUUUAAAGGAUAUAUGAGUGUGUUCAUACCAAAGUCUUUUACUAAGAAGCCAGUCAGAUGUUAAAUGUCUAAACACAAACAGCUUAAGAGAGUGGUGCAAGAGACGAAUAAAUCAAAAAAAUAAAUAUAGGGGAGGUACAAAUCCACACACUUAUUUGGUGCUACUGACACAUUUUGGUUUUGUUUUCUUAUUGGAUUGUACAGGAUAUCAAUUUUUCUGGUCACUGUAGUUUAAAUCAGUGUUACAAAUGAAAAAUUCUCAUUCUGUGUAUUUCCCAUCUGAUCAUAGUUUAGUUUUACUGCUAAAAUAAAUUACUUAUGCAAACAAAGCAACAGCAGAAUCAUGUCUUUUAGGGGUGAUUUUAUAUAAUUAGACUCCAGACUCCAACCAAAUUCACAAGAUCAGGAUUUUUAUGUGUUUUAGGUUUGAUUUUCUUUCUUUAAUUCAUGUGCAAAAACAUGCAAAGCCACUGUACCCAUGUCCAAAAUGAUUUCCCUGCGCACAGUAAAGCAUUUACGGCUGUUGCAUAGUUUAUUGCUGCUGUGCUGCUUUCUGCAGGUUUUAUACGUGAACUGAAGGCAUCACUACACUUCUCAAAAGUACAAAUGCAACACUAAAGCUCUGCAUGACAGUUUUGUCUUUGUAGCUCAUGCCUCUCACUCCUGUGCCUGAUGUAUCUUUGUCAUAAGGCAUUUUGGUCUUACAAAUUUUCAUACUCAAACUGAAAAGACACUAAAAGAGUAUGAUUCAUUAUUUUUAUUUUUGUCCUGUCUCCUCUCUGUAUGUGUUGCUAUACUAUGAUGUCUCUUACAUUUCACUUAUGGAUAUCUUUAUUGGGGCUUCUCUCAAUGCGAGCAUUUGUAACUGUGUUUAGAAAAGUGCCAUUAAAAUAAAACCAUUAUUCACUCUA